This is a messenger RNA of Gigantopelta aegis, 8174 nucleotides long. RefSeq names its product GTPase-activating Rap/Ran-GAP domain-like protein 3. The record is from RefSeq and is a predicted model, not a curated record. Gene Ontology annotation, biological process: regulation of small GTPase mediated signal transduction; activation of GTPase activity. The transcript has 29 exons. Gene Ontology annotation, cellular component: cytoplasm. Gene Ontology annotation, molecular function: GTPase activator activity. NCBI's taxonomy places the organism in Eukaryota, Metazoa, Mollusca, Gastropoda, Neomphalida, Peltospiridae. The coding region runs from base 1196 to 4231 and encodes 1011 amino acids.
CUUACUCUGUCUCUCUCUCUCGCGCGCGCGCUCUCGCUCUAUCUCUCUCCAGACCCAACUCAACUCACUGCCCGCGAUGGCAGUUUGAAUCGCUCAAUGUGCCAUUCACUGAUUCGAGACGCCGGAGAUAUUAUCGAUACCCCGAACCACUUAGUGGUCACGGAGGAGAUAGAGCCAUUAUUUUGUCUCUUGUCUUACAACAUCUCUUAAAGAAAACAAAAUCUAUCUGUCAACAAAGGGACAGCUAUAUUCCUAACCUUCAGUGUCCUUUAUUUGACGAAAAUGUUCUACAGCUAAAUGACUAGAAUGCUCCGAACCUCCAGUGUCUAUUAUUUGAAGAAAAUGUUCCACAGCUGAUUUACUACUAGUUCGUCAGAACCUUCGGUUUCGAUUCGUUGGUGAAGUCGUAUGUACAGCUAAAUCGUUGACGCACCUCCUGUUUAUUAAAGCGCUCCAUUGGGUAACGGAAAUGACGGUCCGGAUCCAUCCGACAUAAAGGAUAUGCAUUGUGUUUCUGUUACCAGACGAUGCGUGUGGGAAAUAAAAGUACGCCUGCAGUUUCUGCUGUUUGAUGAUAGCGCUGUCAGGAAAGUCAACUAAUUAAUAAAAGGACAUUUAACCACCGUUGGUUUUCUCGUCUUUUUAUUUUUCGCUCUGUGUGUGUGUUUUUUUUCACAAGGAAGUGACCGCUUGGGAUAAUAUCAACACUUGUGAUAAACCGGGUCGUGCUGGUGAGCAUACUAUUUUCAAUUAGUCGUGAACGUCAGAAUUGUGUGGUGUGGUUCGAUUUGACAGCUUUGGGAUACCGAUCUGCAAUUUUAUGUCGCUGUUGGUGGUCCAUGAGCGUCGUGCAUACUGCGCUGUAAGUGAAGAUUUCCAAAACUAAUAAUACUCCGUAGCACAGCUAUAAACUGUGGUGUGAUGUGAUCCACGUGUAUAACGGAACGAAUCGUAAUAAUAACGGGACAAUACACCAUUCGGUUUUAUCCAUACUGUGUAAUUUUAGUAGCGGGUUUGUGUCGGAUAACUUGUAAUGGUGUCAAAUGCACAAUAAAAUAUCGAACAACGAUGGACCGUUAAUUCGAUAUUGUGGAAUCCUCAACAUUGACGUUUUGAACAAUAUAAAGGAAACAAGAAAAACAUUUAGAUACCUGAGGAUUUUGUAACAAGGGUAUUAUAUUUUAAAAACGGAAAUAUGCAGAAAAAGCAGCACAGCGCUUCCCCGGACAGACUUUCGGAAAUACAGGGUCUACAGAAUGACAGCGUGGAUGCGGUGAAGGCUAAUUUAGGCGUUCUGAGGAGAGCUUUCUCUUCUAUUAAAAAGAGAAAGAAGAAAACCGCGGAUGCCUCUACCAAGUCCUCUCCACUCCGCAACAAUGGUCACUUGGCCGUUCGCGUGGUGCACUCCAGUCCGAUCGACUAUGGUUGUUCGUAUUUUAGUUCUCCAACUUCUGACUUAGCAGCUCGACGUGGAGUAUUCAGCCGAAGACAUUACGGAUCAGUGGAAUUGUUGACCUCGCUGGAUUCUGAUGGGUGUCAGCAAAACGCCGGACGUUUUCGAGUGGAGUCGGGUGAUAGGGCCGACUGUGACGAGGUUUUUUUCAACACUCAGGGUACGAAUUCGCUCAACAGUCUUAUCCACCUUGAAAAUCCAGAAUUUCAGACGAGAUGGUACUUCAAAUAUUUCCUAGGCAAACUUCAUCAGAACUACGUGGGCACUGACUCUGAAAAGGAGCCGUUUCUGCUGUCGGUGGUGGUGACUGACGCCAACAACCACAACGUGCCCCAGUACCGAGCUAUUCUGUGGAGGAAAACGGGCGCAAAGAAAAUAUGCUUACCGUAUAACCCAAAUAAACCACAAACAGUGAAAGGUAUAUUAUCACAUUUUGACCUUAACAAGCUGGACAGAGGUCCGCGGGAAAUCUUUGAUCCUCACAUACAGAAGGAACACUUGGUGCUAGAGGAGCAAGAGGGAUCGGUGAAUUUCAAGAUUGGUGUGUUGUUCGCAAAGGAAGGCCAGAGCUCUGAUGACGAAUUCUACAGCAACGAAGAUGGAAAUGAAAAUUUCCACAGGUUUGUCAGUCUCCUUGGCGACGAGGUCUCAUUAAAGGGCUGGGAUAAAUUUAAAGCCGGCCUGGACGUGAAAUCCAAUACAACGGGGGAGCACUCUGUAUAUACUGUAUACGAAGGGCAUGAGAUCAUGUUUCACGUAUCAACUCUACUGCCUUACUCCAAAAAUAAUAAACAACAGGUUGAAAGAAAGCGCCAUAUUGGAAACGACAUUGUGAAUAUAGUUUUUGUCGACUGUGAUACGGACAAGACCCCCACGUUCAAGCCUUCCAUGAUGAAAACUCGAUUUACACAUAUCUUUCUUGUUGUCACGUACAGCAAAGAAAACGAUUGGUACAGGUUACAGGUUUUUUCAGAAGAAUCAGUACCAUUGUUUGGACCGCCAUUGCCCUCGCCUCCAUUAUUUACUGACCACGACGCGUUCAGAGACUUUCUGUUGGUUAAAGCUAUAAAUGGAGAAAAGGCCGCUGUCAACAACCCGAUGUUUGGACAGAAGCGGGAAAGAACUUUGGAGAUGCUGAUUAAGAAUAUAUACCAAGAUUACAUGUCGGAUACAAACAAGACGAACAUGCUGUACAGACGAGCGUUUAGUGACGUCAUUCAGGAUACACUUGGUUCUAGGCGGAAAGAGGAAGCAAGAAGGGCAGAAUUUGUACUGGUUGGACAGGCACUGAAAGUGAAGACAAUAGAGAAAGGAGAUGCACCUACCAGUUUAAUCAACACAGGACUUUCUGGACUGCUAAGGAGAGAGCCAUGGGAACCACAGAAAUGCUACACAGAAUUUCCUCAUCUGAUUUUCUGCGGAGACUCUUGGGGUGAUAAACUGGUUCUGUCUACUGACUCUGGAACAUUGGUCCUAGAAGAAGGCCUCCAGCCAAGAACGAUAAUCGACAAGUCCGUGACAGUGAAACAGCUCAGUGUGGUGGAAAUUCACGGCUUGUUGAUUCUCAGAACUGACAAAGGGAAAGACAGCAGGAUCAAUGUGAUCCGACUGGCAGAUUUUGAAGGUGAACACAAUGAAACAACUGCGAGAACAAAAGCUGACCUAAAAGACCAUAAGUUGGAGAGAACUAAAGGAUGUUUACUGUACGCCAUAAACAAACCCGGUGGCAGUCACUUGAGACUGGUGGUGUCGAUGGGUAAACGACUUCUUCUCUUCACGUGGAAACACUCCGCCGCUUGGUCGGCCUGGUGCCCCACCCUGGACCACGACACAACAGACGGCUUCACGUUUGUCAGGGAACUCCAGACUUUCGAAACACCCCAACUGAUCACGUUAAUCGACGGUAUGAGGGGAGACAACCAGAUUUGUAUUGGAUACAAGAAUCAGUUUGACCUCAUCAACGAGAAAAAUGGUGACACGUUACAACUAUAUCACAUUGAUGCCAACAAGGUAACCCUGGUGUCAGCCUUGGACAUUUAUGAAGAUGACGAAGCAGAACUGAUUCUUUGUUACAACCACGUGAGUCAUUUUCAGAAGUUGAAAGAAGAACAAUGUCAUGAUUAUGAUUUCUACUGGAACUCUGAACCCCAUUCUAUAGUUUGUGCCUUCCCCUACGUCAUGGCCUUCACCCCAGAUACAAUAGAAAUCCGUCUGAUCAUCAACGGGAACCUCGUGCACACGAUGACGAUGCCAGACCUCACCAUGAUCACUUCCAAGUGUGACAUUUACUUUUCAUCAUCUGCAUCAAGAACAAACACACCAACAGAGAAAUCAAGAGAGAAAGAGCAGUCCUUUUCACCACCCCCUUCUCCCUCUUAUUUGUAUUCAUUCACAGCGAAAACCUCGUCAGGGCCAGUGGUGAACAUUUACAAAAUCCCACUCACCUGUUUGGCGGGUCAGAUGAGCACAGACAAGGGUGUUCCUGCGGCGACGGGCUCCCCUCCGUCGACUCUCCUGGCACCCAUUACCAACAAUGGUGACCGUUCUCCAGGUGUUCUCAAGAGAAGCCCUUUAGUCAGGACGAAAAGAGCAGCUUCUAGUCUACCAUCUGACAGCAAAUUUUCUUACCUUUCAAUUCAGGAGAAAGACCGUCAUGACUCGUCAAGUUCAGACUCUGGAAUAACAAUGCUCAGAACAAACGAGUUUAGCCCGCCAUCAAGUCCCUUCAACAAAGUAUCACCGACUGUCGACUCGGAACCGGAAACGGAUCUUGUAUGAUGUCAUCGAGUGCUUUUGAGAAUCUCAACAACAAAUUUGUGAUGAAGAGUGUAUUUUAUAUUUAUUUUUUGUCAGAUAUUUUGAGAUAUAGAUCUAGUCAUGUAUUUGUGCGUGAUUCAAUGAUGAACUGUUUUUGUUAUCUUGGAACCGAUGGUGCUGCCUAAUUCUAAUCGUGUAUGAUGGAUAACUGCUACUGAUGUGGAUUACUUCUGUUGAGCCAUCAGCCAUCAAGCGUAUCACUAUUUUUUUUUUCAUAUGGUGGAUAUUUUCAAAUUGAGAAUGUGCACUAUGUUUUGUCAAAGACUUCUCGACGUUUUUUAAAUACAUUGUUCGAUGAUUUUAAUACACAAACAUCUUUUCACGAUGGAUCUAAACUCUUAAUGAGUGAGUGUGUGCGUGUAAGGAUUGGUGAUGUAAAUGCGAAUAUAUUUCGCCGUUAUUCGUGCACAUUUAUGUUUGAGAGAUGACGUCAUCAAAUAUAUUUCGACGAUGGUCCUAGACUCCCCUUAUGUGUAUUUGUGAUUUCUCGAUGACCUGAAUACACAGACAUCUUUUGACACUGAAUUUUGUGUAUUCACAUUUGUAAUUUACCCAUGACGUGCAAACACGAACAGCUUCAAACAUCUCGACUUUAUGACUAAUUAGUAAUCUACCACGAUUCUUAAAUUGUUGCCAUUUCCUGAAUGGGACUCUGCAUAAUGUGUGUUUGUAUUGCGAUCUAUUCGUGAUCAGUCUAUGAUCUGCUACAUAAUAGCCUUUUGGAAAUAUUGCUGCUUCGUUUUGUGUAUAUGUGAUUGGUUAUGGUUUGCCACAGACAUUUAGAUGUGUCAUAUUUCUGCCUAUCUGUCUUGUGCACAUGAUUAUCAAUGAUAUGACUCUGAAAUGAUACGUGUGUGCGUGUACAUAUACGUUUUAUUGACAUCUUCACAGACUUGUGAUACACGUUUUGUGUAUGUGUACAUCAAGUUCACACGUUUGUUAAAACCUUAUGUAUGUGUGUGUUUGGACGAUUUGCUACAGGCGUCUAAAAUAUCGCCUACCAUACCCCCCCUCCCCCCCCCCCUCUCUCUCUCUCUCUCUCUCUCUCUCUCUCUCUCUCUCUCUCUCUCUCUCUCUCUCUCUCUCUCUCUCUCUCUCUCUCUCUCUCUCUCUCUCUCUCUCUCUCUCUCUCUCUCUCUCUCUCUCUCUCUCUGUGUGUGUGUGUGUGUGUGUAUGUAUGUGAUGUACAAAUGAUCUAAUAACUAACACCUGCACCAUUUGCUUAUUCUACCUGUGUACAUGAGCAUCUGCAAAUCCUAUUACUUCAGCUUUAGCAUGUGUAAGUACAUUUUCUAGAUUUCAUCAUAACUUGUUUUAAUGUUCUCAUUCUACCUGUGAAUAUGUGUGCACCUGUGAUUGAAACUGUUUGUAAAUACACUCCAGUUUAAUGAACGUUGACAAAAUAAUGUUAUGUUAAUACGUUGAUUUUAUGUUUUUCUAGUCCAUAUCAGAAACACAAAUUGAAUUUGUGUGUAUAUAUAUAUAUAUAUAUGGAAUAUUGUUUUGUAUGAUAGUUCGAAUGUUUCAAUUGCACUAUAUGCUCAAUACUAUAAUAUAUAGAAUAUUUGUUACUACAAAUGUUAAAUUACUAUAUUGUGCGUUGAGUGAAAGUGUGUAUUUAAUAUGUUCGAUUUUUGUGUUUAUUUAUACUUUCAAAGCUGGAUUAGAAUUCAAGGUCGAAGGCUUUAAAUUGUGUAUAUAAUACUUUCUAAUCCAGUCAAAAGAUACACGGUUCUGCGUGAAGCGCUAUGGCCCUAAUUUCAGAGCGAACCGCUAAAUUAAAAGUAAACAUCACAAGUACACGAGUACACAUUUUACAGAACACAUAAAGGCUCUUUUGUGUAUCUGCAAAUUACCAGACCACCACAACUGGUAUAUCAAAAACCGUGGUAUGCACUGUCCUGUCUAUUUGAAAGUGCAUAUAAAAUACCCCAUGCUGCUAAUUUGUAAGCUUCUUUUAUACUGACUGUUUGACGUGUAUUCUGGGCAGGAAAAUCAGAAAGCUGAAUUUCGUGCCCCGAACAUCGUGCUUGAACCUCAUUUGGUUUUAAAAUAAAUUUCUAGAAAAUGUAUAUUUAAUAUAUAUAAUAAUAGUAAUAAUAUUUAACAUAUUUCAAUUUUCUCAUUUAAUACUGAGAAAUUAUUGUAGUAAAAAUGAGGUUCGUUUGCCGAAACAGACAUUACAUUUUGCGUCUAAAUCCGACAACGUGCUCAGCAUAAUCUCGAAUGUUCAGUGGUUUAUAAAACGAACUCCUCAUUAAAUAUAUUUCCAUCAUUUUGCUGUGUAAAUUAUAUUGAACAAUUAUUGGUGCAAUCACAUGUUUUUGGUGUGUGUUCCACAUAUAUAGUGUUUAAUCUAGUCUAAACGAUACACAUUUCGCCAAUCCGGAUCCUUUUUUAUAUUCAUUACUAUCGUUUAUACACCGCUUUUUGAUGUUUGGACGUGUAAAAAUGAAAUAUUAUAAUAUACAACUUGAUAUGUAGACAACCUCUGCAAUUAACAAAAUGUCUGCGGCAAAAAUAAAUAUGCCAAAACACAACAACAUGAGAAUUAAAAACUCUACAGCAAUCUCCACGGCAUUGCUGAUUGCCGUGGACAAUCGCAAGGGUCGUGUAUGUGUAUACUUCACAUGUUGUGCCAUGAAAUCUUCAAGUGUAGCAUGUCUGUAAGACUUUAAGAAGUUUGCUUGUGUACGAUUUUAAACGCUUGGCGUCUAAUGUCUUCUGAAUAACGCACUGAUUAUGUUAUACGCCAAUGAAAUUUAGGACUUCUGAUUUUGUUGGGGAAUUUUACUUCACCUCUUUGUGUUGAAAUUGAUCUUUCGGAUAAUAAUCCACAGAACCAUUUAAUUUAGGUUUUGUUCUACUAAACUUGUUGAUAUAUAUUAAUCAAAGCAUUGUUUAUCAAAUUAUAUGCACACAUCCGUCAAAGAGAUUUGAGAGAUUCAAAUAUAUCGGGCAGGAUCUGUGCUUAACGGAACUAUCCUGAGUUUUUGGCGAUUAUUAUUAUUUAUGUUUUGUUAUUUUAUUUUAUGCCAUGUGUCAGUCCCACAUGGAUAUCUAGCUAUCUUUACGACAUUUUUGCAAGCCUAUCUACAUAUUGUUAUUGUUGGGGUUUUUGUUCUAUUUAAUGGAGCACAUUGAUUUAUUAAUCAUCGGAUAGUGGAUGUCAAACAUUUGAUAAUUCUGACAUAUAGACUUAGAGAGGAAAUCCACUAUAGUUUGUCUAUUAGUAGCAAGGGAUCUUUUAUAUGCAUCUUUUAUAGACAGGAAAGCACAUACCACGGCCUUUGAUAUACCAGUCGGUGGGCACUGUCUGGAACACGGCUAGUAUAUCAAAGGCUAUGGUAUGUGCUACCAUGUCUGUGGGAUGGUGCAUAUAAAAGAUCAAUUUUGACCGCAUAAUUUUUAUUCUGUUUUUGUUUUGAACUGUAUAAGAAUAGAAUACUAGUUAAAAUGAGUGCAGAACGCAUUCUUGCGUUUAAAACGGAUAUCCAACUUAAAACGCGUGACAAAUUUAACUGUCAUUCCAUAAUUCUUUCUCUUCAUUAGUUUUGAUUAGGUUUUUUUUUACAAGGUUUAGAACAUUCAAUACACAGGAUUUCCCUUAGUACAACUGAAUAUCAAUUACUGCCAAUCAAAAUAUAGUGUACAUGUAUUAAAUAAUGUUAAAAUAUGUGAAAUGUAAAGUUUGUCGUGCACCGCCUAUGUAAAUAUACGUCUAUGAAAUAAAGUAUUUGUAUAUUUUCACGUCAGAUGUGAUAAUGUAUAUUGUUUUUGUGUAUCUAUACAUAUAUAUAUAUAUAUCUCUACACAGCAUCUGUUAAUGUCCAUUGAAGAAAUAUGUCUAUUUUUCACUGUACUGUUUAUAAGGCCAAAAAUUAAAACUGAAUUCCACAUUGUU